UUGGUCUGAAGUAUUUCAUAGUGGAGUGGUUGUGGUUCUUACGUCCAUGUGAAAAUGAUCUUUUGACUCAUAUAUUUCUGCCAUUCGCAAUCAAGGAGCGUUUGUAAACUGGAUAUAUCCUUGCUCGUUAGCUUUCUCUUAUUUUAUUUAUCCGAGGAACGAAGAGACGAAGAUGUCGAUGAUGUUGAGCAGAAGCACGGCGAACAGCUCUUUCAAUGAGUUCAAAAGGCAGGCCUCCUUCUUCCUUAGGGACAAGAUCAAGACCGCUCGGUUGAAGCUCACCGACGUCACUCAUGCCCAACUACUGACAGAGGAAAUUACAAAUGGGAAUCCAUGGCCACCAGACACCCGAACUAUGGGCAUAAUAUCCCGAGCCGCCUUCGAGGUCGACGAUUUCUGGAGGAUUGUCGAGAUACUCCAUAGAAGGUUGGUGCAAUUUGACAGAAAGAACUGGCGGAUCUCAUACAAUGCUCUUAUUCUGUUGGAACAUCUUCUAACUCAUGGACCUCAGAGUGCAGUCGAUGAGUUUCAGGACGAUAAAGAUGUCAUCAAGGAGAUGACACAGUUUCAGUUCAUCGACGAGAAAGGUUUCAAUUGGGGAUUGAGAGUUCAAAAACUGUCAGAGAGGGUACUGAAGCUGCUCCAGGAGAGGCAUUUUUGGCAGGAGGAGCGUACGAGAGCUCGGAAGCUGACUCAAGGAAUCAAAGGGUUCGGGAGCUUUUGCCAGAGGCAAUGUUCAUUGGAUGUAGACUUCGAGAAUCCUUCGGUAUGGAAAAUGUACGGGAGAUGGAACUCUCAUGGAAAUGCUUAUGACAACGAGGAAGACGAGUUACUGGUCAAGAACUUGGAGGAGGUCUGCACAAGAUCAAGGAAUGACAGCUCAGAACCCGAGAGGAAACAAGAAGAUGUGAAGUAUUUUGCAGUGAUGGAAGAUCAUCCUUUCUGUGACAAUGGGCAUCAGGGCACCGAAUCCCUUCUUUCGAAAAAACUUAGAUAGAUUUGAUUUGUUACCGAUGCGUUCUAUAUGGUCGAUUACAGCUCGUAAUUUCUGUUCAUUUUCAGUUUCGUUUCGGCAGGUUUAGGUUGGGAACCUGAGACUUGGGAGUGCUUGAGAAAGUGGGUACAUAGUUACAUAGUUUCUGUUACAGUCUCCCAUCACUGCAUUGAGAUUUAAUUGAUUCGUAUGGGC
Messenger RNA from Punica granatum (pomegranate), 1189 nucleotides. NCBI's taxonomy places the organism in Eukaryota, Viridiplantae, Streptophyta, Magnoliopsida, Myrtales, Lythraceae. The record is from RefSeq and is a predicted model, not a curated record.